This is a messenger RNA of Volvox carteri f. nagariensis, 501 nucleotides long. RefSeq lists its product as uncharacterized. The annotation marks the transcript as partial. The transcript has 4 exons. NCBI's taxonomy places the organism in Eukaryota, Viridiplantae, Chlorophyta, Chlorophyceae, Chlamydomonadales, Volvocaceae. The record is from RefSeq and is a predicted model, not a curated record.
AUGGCGGCUAUCCAGGACGUGCCGCGAUUAGUGCUGCAGGCUAUCUUAGCUUCUCAGAGUCCACAGGCACUUCCACAGCAGCGUAAAGAGGCUGUCGCGUUUCUGGAGCAGUUCAAAUGCGCGGACGUCACGUCUGUGUUUUCCACGUGCGCAACACUGAUUUCGCUACAGCAGCUGGCGCAGCUCUAUGGCAGCCUGCUGCAGCCGACCGAAGUGGUCGGAGUGCGGCUAGCGGCCUAUCAGCUCAUUAUUGAUGCAGUACGCAACCGAUGGCGUGAGCUGUCUCCGGAGCAGCGGGUGGCAGUGACGCAGCUGGCGCUACAGCAAUUCAGGGAAGCUGCGUCUCCUGCACAAGAACCUGCCGCAACUAGCAGUGGCGGUUUCCCCGAGCGAGGGAAAGCGGCAGAAUUACUUGCUGUGGUGGUGCGUCAGCGAGGAGCAUCAGCGUAUGCAGAAGUGUUACCGCAGCUUAUAGCGGGAGCUGCAGCUGGGCCUGUUCAG